This is a messenger RNA of Amphibalanus amphitrite, 3097 nucleotides long. Its product is annotated as probable methylmalonyl-CoA mutase, mitochondrial. Gene Ontology annotation, molecular function: cobalamin binding; metal ion binding; methylmalonyl-CoA mutase activity. Gene Ontology annotation, cellular component: mitochondrion. NCBI's taxonomy places the organism in Eukaryota, Metazoa, Arthropoda, Thecostraca, Balanomorpha, Balanidae. The transcript has 14 exons. Bases 313 to 2535 code for a protein of 740 amino acids. The record is from RefSeq and is a predicted model, not a curated record.
CCCCGUCCGAAUAUCGAAUUUUUAGUUUGAUAUUCGCGAAUAUCAAUCUGCUGCUCAAUUGAUGGACGUGAAAAAACUUUAUUUGGUAGCAUACAAAAAGACCAUAUCUGACGCUUUUGUUCCAAAAAAUAUUGUGUUCGUCUUUCAUUAAGCACCCCAUUUACUUAUGCCAUAAGCACUGCACGGCGACUUAGUCGGUUAUUUCAACUUGAGGUGGAUUAUUAUGAAUUAUUUUUCCUGAAAUAAGACUUGAUAAGUAAUUAAAUAAGUGUAAAAGUCAAGAUAUUUCAGCGGCAUUGAGAACAUACGAAAAUGUACUUUCAGAGUGUGUCCAGACUGCCUCGCCUUUUGAACCGGCUGAAACUGGUGAGGCAUAAACACUCAACUACAGGGUUGGACCCAGAAUGGGCUAAGCUUGCAACAAAACAGCUUAAAUCUGAAGAGGCCCUGAAGAAGCUUGUCUGGAGAACAUCAGAUGGCAUAGAAGUGAAGCCAAUUUAUACAGCAAAGGAUGUGGAAAAUGUUUCCGCCGAGCUGCCGGGUCAGUUUCCGUUCACGCGCGGCCCAUACCCCACAAUGUACGCCCAGCGGCCGUGGACCAUUCGUCAGUACGCCGGCUUCUCCACGGUCGAGGAGAGCAACAAAUUCUACCGGCAAAACAUCAAGGCCGGACAGCAGGGACUCAGCGUGGCCUUCGAUCUGGCGACACACUGCGGUUACGACUCUGACAACCCGCGCGUCUCGGGCGACGUCGGCAUGGCCGGCGUGGCCAUCGACUCUGUGGAGGACAUGAAGACGCUCUUCGACGGCAUCCCGCUGGACAAGAUGUCCGUCUCGAUGACCAUGAACGGAGCGGUCAUCCCCAUCAUGGCCAUGUUUAUCGUCACCGGCGAGGAACAGGGUGUUAGCACAAAGCAACUAUCUGGAACGAUUCAGAACGACAUUCUGAAGGAGUUUAUGGUUCGCAACACAUACAUCUACCCUCCAGCUCCUUCGAUGAAGAUCAUUGGAGACAUUUUCGCCUACACUGCCGAGAACAUGCCCAAGUUCAACUCCAUCUCCGUUUCGGGCUACCACAUGCAGGAGGCAGGCGCCAGCCCGGUGUACGAGAUGGCCUUUACGCUAGCCGACGGCCUGGAGUACUGCCGCACCGGCCUGAAGGCCGGGCUGGACAUUGACGCAUUCGCGCCGAGGCUCUCAUUCUUCUGGGGUAUCGGCAUGAACUUCUACAUGGAGAUAGCCAAGAUGCGAGCCGCCCGCCGUCUCUGGGCCACCCUGAUGAAGGAAAAGUUCAACCCGAAGAACGACAAGUCCAUGAUGCUGCGAACCCACUCACAGACGUCCGGGUGGUCCCUCACCGAACAGGACCCGUACAACAACAUCAUCCGCACGACGGUGGAGGCGAUGGCGGCGGUGUUCGGCGGCACGCAGUCGCUGCACACCAACUCCUUCGACGAGGCGCUGGCCCUGCCGUCAGUGUUCUCGGCUAGGAUCGCGCGCAACACCCAGAUCAUUCUCCAGGAGGAGACAGGCAUACCCAAGGUGAUCGACCCGUGGGCCGGCUCGUACGCCAUGGAGGCGCUCACAGACGAGAUGUACCGGGCCGGCCGAGAGGUCAUUGACCAGGUCGAGGAGAUGGGUGGCAUGGCAGAGGCGGUCGCCUCCGGCUGGCCAAAACUGAAAAUUGAGGAGUGUGCUGCCAGGAAACAGGCCGCCAUUGACUCCGGCACAGAGGUGAUUGUGGGCGUCAACAAGUACCGUCUGGAGAAGGAGGAGCCGCUGGACGUGCUGAUGAUCGACAAUCAGCAGGUGUACCGCGCCCAGUGUGACAAGCUGGAACGACUGCGGGCCUCCAGGGACCCGGCGGCUGUCAAAGAGGCGCUGGCGGCCGUCACUGAGGUGGCCAGGACCGGGCAGGGCAACCUGCUGCAGAUGGCCGUGGCGGCAGCGCGGGCGCGCGCCACCGUCGGUGAGAUCACACAGGCCAUGGAGGAGGUGUUUGGACGUCACGUGGCCACCGAUAAGUUCGUCUCGGGCGCGUACAAGUCCGAGUACGCCGACACGGAGGACCUGCAGAAGGUCAUGCAGAAGGUGGAGGAGUUUGCCGAGGAGGAGGGCCGCCGACCGCGCAUUCUGGUCGCCAAGAUGGGCCAGGACGGACACGACCGAGGCGCCAAGGUCAUAGCCACCGGGUUCGCCGACCUCGGCUUCGACGUGGACGUCGGCCCGCUGUUCCAGACGCCGGAGGAGGUGGCGCAGCAGGCGGUGGACGCCGACGUGCACGUGGUGGGCGUAUCGACCCUGGCCGCCGGCCACCGCACCCUGGUACCGGCGCUGGUACGAGCGCUGAGGGAGGCCGGCCGCGGGGACGCCCUGGUGAUUGUUGGAGGCGUCAUCCCGCCGCAGGAUUAUCAGAUGCUGUAUGAUUGUGGAGCGGCAGCCGUCUUCGGACCCGGAACCAAGAUCCCGGUGGCAGCGCUGGAGGUGCUCAACAUGAUCAGCUCCAACCUCAAGAAGCAGCAGCAGGCCGCCUGAGCCAGUCCCUUCUCAGGAGACACUGACAAGACCGAGUCUCAUCGGUCAGCGAUGGCUCAGCGCGCGUUUUCCCUCUGAGCACGUGAAGUUCACUGACAGGUUGGUGCGUGGCCUGCCAUUCACACAUCAUGGCAGUUGAUGUACUGCUCCUGCAAUGCGUCCUUAUCGGCAACGGAGGGGUUGGUGUAUGGUGUAUUUUUGUAGGGACACCUUUUGCGAGAGCGCCGUUGCGCGCCACAGGUUGUGGCGGAUGUUGUGGCCCUAGAAGUGUGAUAAAGCUCAGUCAGCUUAGCGGUGGUCAGCUGGCCAGUGACCGAAUUUCAGUGUCAGUAAAUAUGUUGUUUGUGUUGGUGGGAGGUAUUGGGGCGAUUUGCACUGUUUUAAGGAGUGGCGCGGAAUCAGUCGCGAUUCAGACCGCCGCACCUUUCAGGCCCCGGGUACUGGCCAUUCAUUUGACAAUAUGUAGACUGACAACUGUAUUUAUGUAAUAUGUACAAUGAUAAUAUGUAUAGUGCAAUACCGUGCCGGUGGAUGAUGCACGAAUAAACGUGUGUGAUUCUCA